CCAUGAAAUCGAGUGCUGUACACAAUCAGUGUGCUCUCAUCUUCCAACAAAAUCAACUCAAAACCCCUUGUGAACAGAUUACUAUAUAAUAUUCAAACAAAUAAUCAAAAUAAAAAUAGCUACGUAAUUGUUUCGUCUUUAUCGCUUCCUGAUUUUCAUACUGGCAGGAUUUGGUCAUUUGGGUUUCUGUGGUAAGUGAUCAGUGAGGAAUUUAUCAUUGGAUUUUUGUCGAAUGGAUGAAUUAGUCGGACCUCGCUUGUACAGCUGCUAUAAAUGUCGAAACAAUGUCUCUCUCCACGAUGAUAUAAUCUCUAAGGCGUUUCAGGGAAGGCAUGGCAGAGCUUUUCUGUUUACUCAUGUGAUGAAUAUUGUCAUUGGGGCUAAAGAAGACAGAACUCUCACGACUGGUCUUCAUACUGUUGCUGAUGUACUCUGUGGGGAUUGCAAUGAGGUUUUGGGCUGGAAAUAUGAACGAGCUUAUGAGCCAACGCAGAAGUACAAGGAAGGGAAAUUCAUACUCGAGAAAUCUAAAAUCGUUAAAGAGAAUUGGUAGUCCAACGCCAAUUUCAUUAUUGAUUCUUUAUCUUAAUACUUAAUGUAAGUAAUGUUUAUCCUAUCUAUAAUAUCACUCAUUGUACAGAACACGCUGAACUGAAAAAUUACAAAUGCUCAAUUGAAGAUUUCUACUUUCUGUUGU
Messenger RNA from Solanum dulcamara, 697 nucleotides. RefSeq names its product protein yippee-like At4g27745. The transcript is spliced from 3 exons. The record is from RefSeq and is a predicted model, not a curated record. NCBI's taxonomy places the organism in Eukaryota, Viridiplantae, Streptophyta, Magnoliopsida, Solanales, Solanaceae. Bases 233 to 553 code for a protein of 106 amino acids.